UUCUGCUCCCCAAGCCAUCUCCUCCGCAGGCAGGCAGGCAAGGGCUGUCCGAGGCUCUGAGCUCGCCUUUUCCGAGGCUCCAGGCGGUGCUCUGUGCUGGCCUGCUGCCCCAGGGAUCCGCGGCCAGAGGCGGGUGUCGCGCUCCGCGAACAAGACCUCGGAAGGUCGGGACAGCUGCAGAUCUCCGCAUGCAUGCAGGAGCCUUUCAGAUUGCCCAUGGCAAGGCAGGAGGAGAGCUCAGAGACACACUAGGGUCACCUACCCAUGGAAGCAAUCAGCAGAGGGGCCUGCCCGCGGUGAGCAGAGCCGGGAGGAAUCUGGACUCGCCAGGCCUGGAGAUGGCGGGGAACUGUUCCUGGGAGGCCCAUCCUGGCAGCCGGAGCAAGAUGUGUCCCGACGUGAGUGAGGCCCCCGAGCUCUACAGCCGUGGCUUCCUGACCAUUGAGCAGAUCACCAUGCUGCCACCGCCCGCCGUCAUGAACUACAUCUUCCUGCUCCUCUGUCUGUGCGGCCUGGUGGGCAACGGGCUGGUCCUCUGGUUUUUCGGCUUCUCCAUCAAGAGGAGCCCCUUCUCUGUCUACUUCCUGCACCUGGCCGGCGCCGACAUCGGCUACCUCUUCAGCAAGGCUGUGUUCUCCAUCCUGAACACGGGCGGCUUCCUGGGCACAUUUGCUGACUACGUCCGCGCCGUGUCCAGGAUCGUGGGACUCUGCACGUUUGUUGCCGGCGUGAGCCUCCUGCCCGCCGUCAGCUCGGAGCGCUGCCUGUCGGUCAUCUGCCCCGUCUGGUACUGGCGCCGUCGGCCCAAGCGCCUGUCGGCCGUGGUGUGCGCCCUGCUCUGGACCUUGUCGCUCCUGGUCACCAGCAUCCACAACUACUUCUGUGUAUUCCUGGCCCACCGGGCCUCUGGCGGGGCCUGCAGGCCCAUGGACGCCUUCCUGGGCAUCCUGCUUUUCCUUAUCUUCUGCCCACUCAUGGUGCUGCCCUGCCUGGUGCUCAUCCUGCACGUGGAAUGCCGGGCCCGGCGGCGCCAGCGCUCUGCCAAGCUCAACCACGUCAUCCUGGCCAUGGUCUCUGUUUUCCUCGUGUCCUCCAUCUACUUAGGGAUCGACUGGUUCCUCUUUUGGGUCUUCCAGAUCCCAGCCCCCUUCCCUGAGUACGUCACCGACCUAUGCAUCUGCAUCCACAGCAGCGCCAAGCCCGUCGUCUACUUCCUGGCCGGAAGGGACAAGUCACAGCGGCUGUGGGAGCCUCUCAGGGUGGUCUUCCAGCGGGCCCUGCGAGACGGCGCCGAGCUGGGGGAGGCCGGGAGCGGCACACCCAACACGGUCACCAUGGAGAUGCAGUGCCCCUCGGGGAACGCCUCCUGAGUGGCCAGCACCUGGAGGGUGGCAGGGGCCGUGGCCUCCACAGACCCUCUGCUGCUGGACAGGAGCUGGGCAGCUGCCCCGGUGCCCAAGUGCAAGGAGGAAAGUCUGCUUCCCGCCCCUCACGCCUCCUUCUCCGUGGGCUGGAGGCUCUAGGAGUGGCCGGCCGGGAGACGGAGCAGCCACCUACACACAGGCCCCCUGGCCCGGCCAGGCUCCCCCAGCCAUUCUCCUCUGUGGCCAGAGGUCCAUGGUUCGGAAGUGGCCCCAGGGGGUGGGGUUCCUCCUCCUCCCAGGCUGGUCAAAAGGAGAGGAGGGAGGGAUCACCCAACCCCGUCCAUCUCCUGCCCCUUUCAAUCAGCCCUCCUUGAAAAUGACGCAGCCAGCACCACCGCCCCUUGGGGCAGCAGCUUCACCCCCAUCAGGGUACCUGUUCUCUCCGUUCCACCCCCUCGAGGCAGUAUUGGCGAGCCAACCUGAACACAUCGGUGCUAUCUGGAAGAGGGUUCUGGCUAACCUGCCUUGUUGUUCCGUCUUUCUGCACCCAACGUCCCUGCCCAAAUCCUUUGGUGAUUUUAACGGGGGAGUUUACGGUCAUGGCAAGCAGCUGGACAGGAAGGGGCCGCGGCCAGCUGGAGCGGGUCACUCUCUUCUCUGACUCCGUGCCGGCCAGCCCCUGGGCAGCCUCCCGGAGCACAGAGUGUGCUCGCGCUGCUGUGCGCCUGGUCCUCGAAACUUGGCCCACUGUCCAGGAGUCUCUGGGCUCCAGCCCCCACCCGAGAGUGGGCAUGGCUCUACCUGGCCACCCCAGCCCACCUCCAAGCACAGUGGCCCCGUGUAGCCAAUGCAAGUUUUAUGAAAGACAAUAAAUGUGUAUCAAUAAACGUUUUAUAUCGUGCACUGAGCAAGGCUUCCUGCCUUCUGUCCUGUCUGCACCUGCUCCACAGUGAGGCGCCCUGCAGCGACGAGCAGCCCAGAUGGCAGGCUUCCCAUGCUAUGCCCCACCCACCCAAUCUGCUCUGUACCCCAGCAUUUGUGAUCCUCUCCUGGCUGAUCCGGGCUGAUCCAUCUACACCUCUGGGGUGCUCCCUCUCCCGGCUGGUCCGUCUAUACCUCUGCAGUGUUCCCUCUCCUCAUAGGGUAUCCACCCCUCCGCCUCAUGGAGCUCUGCUCAGCCAUGUUGUCCUGUUGGAUAAGCCUAUGCCCUUUCUCACCCAUUCAGGGCCCCCAGCUCCCCUUGGAAACAGUUUUCAUCCUGCCUACUAAGAGCUGGGCCUUAUGCUGGUUAAUACAGGUCCUGCUGUAAGGAACACAGUGUGUCCACACAGAGGCCCCCUGGGUGGGACUGCUGCUUCUCCUACUGCUACCUGUCCAGGAUGCCCCUCUCUGAGGCAGGGGCAGGGGCUGGCUUCCCUAAGCCUGGCACCUCCCCAUUGCCCAGCAAUAGGCUGGAGGCCCUCUGGAGACAGCUCAACUAGGGCCGGGCCAGAGGCUCCCUGACUGCCCCCCUGCCUCCAGCCAGUCCCUGAAGAGGCCCGUCUUGGGUUCCAGGUAUCCGGCCUGGGAUCCCAGCCCCGCUGCGGGGAAGCUCUGGGGGAGCCUGCUCACUACAUGGGCCCAAGGAGAGAACAGGGCAGAGGCACCCGUGGCCCAGGCAGGGAGCAGGCCCCUGUCUGCAGAAAGCAGUGAGAGGGGAGGGAGAGGCCUGGGAGUGGGCAGGUGGCUAACGGAACCAACUGCUAGCCCAUCCAGGGAGCGGCGGUACCUCCAGGCUCUCCUGCUGGCCCGCCUGGCAGCUGGCACUCCACCCAUAGACCCUGGACUUGCUCUGCCUUAGCCUGGUCAUCCCAGAGCAAGGGCUGCAGGACCACCCUGGUGUGGGCUGCCCCCCGGUGCAUUUCUUGGUGACCAGUCCCCCAGGUGGCCGGACUAGUCCCUCCUGGCCUCCCCAGGCCUCUGCUCCUGUCCUCCCCUUUUCAACAGUCCCAGCUGCUCCUCCAUCAAGGUCACUGCUCUGCAGAGAGGACCCCAGGUGUCUGGAGGCAGAGGAGUUUCAGAUGGCGGAGGUCAGUGCGCCUGCCUCUCCCACUCCCAGCCCUGGGGUGCA
Molecule: messenger RNA, 3474 nt
Organism: Zalophus californianus (California sea lion)
Lineage: Eukaryota; Metazoa; Chordata; Mammalia; Carnivora; Otariidae
Gene: MRGPRF
Product: MAS related GPR family member F
Exons: 4
Coding region: 189-1370 (393 amino acids)
Biological process (GO): G protein-coupled receptor signaling pathway
Cellular component (GO): membrane
Molecular function (GO): G protein-coupled receptor activity
Source: RefSeq, a predicted model, not a curated record